AUGUGGAUAAUGGUUGCCAUUUAUGUAACGUGGUAUCUGGGCAUGGGUGAACAUCACGUGCACUCAAUGGCCUUCAUCAACCUCUUCCACGGCCUUUCUUCCAGUUUGUUGGUGUACCAUGUUGUGCGCAGCCGGUAUCACAUCUGGACCACAAAGUCUCCAGGAACUAUGCUCGCAACCGACCGCCUGAACUGCUUCCUUGUCUCAACUCCCGCGGUGUACAUCAGCUUCCUCGUGGGGUUUGCCGUUAGCGAGGAUCUGGCAUGGGACAUCCUGAUUAAUCAGGAUUACAUCCACUAUCUUGGUCUCUACCCGCGACCGCUGUCAAACUGGAGGCGAGGUGUUGCUGUCAGUUUGCUUAUGCUCCCGCAGCUGGCCCACUACUUUCUGGACGCCUUCAUCUGGAAGAUGGGUCCUCAGAAUCCGGGACUGCGUGAAGCUGUUAUGGCCAUGGGCAAGAGCGACAAAAGCAAAUCGUGA
Symbiodinium pilosum is the source of this 480-nucleotide messenger RNA. The record is from the annotation of a GenBank genome assembly. Lineage: Eukaryota; Dinophyceae; Suessiales; Symbiodiniaceae.